AUGUGGCUGCUUCUGGGCGUUGCACGUGGCAUUCGCUUGUUUAUACUAUGGUACCAAAUACUGGGUGAAAAUGCGAUUGAUGAUGAACAUUUAUUAUUCAAAAAUUUAAUACGAAAUUGGAAUCAAGCAUUGGGCACAAGUAAUAGUUCAGGAACAAUAAAAUCGAAUAGUGAUAAAGUAGAUUUAUGCGAUGAAGUUGAAAAGGAACGAUUUAAAACGGCUCCUGAUUAUUUCCGUUGGGUCGAUAUUGUACCGAUAUGGCCAAAAAACGCAAAUGAACAUGAACCAAGUGUUGAUCGUUGGUUAUUUUAUAUGUUACAUACAAUGUCCGACACGUGUAAACGUAUACUAUGGGAACCUGAUCAAAAUUCUGAUCGUAUGGAUAAACAAGAACAUUGUUUUCUAUUUUUAUUCAAUAUGUUCAAUAAAUAUUAUUUACCAGCGUUAUUUCCAACAUUUUUAUAUGAAAAUAAUGUUUAUGAUUCAAUCAUCAUACCAGAUGUAAAUAAGAUCGAUAUGGAUCGUCGUCGUAAACAGGGCUGUCUGUCUCGUACAGCCUAUGUCAUGUGGUUACUACCGUUUAUAAAUGAUGUACAAAGUCGGGACAGAACUUUAACGCGUGUACCAACGAUUACAUCUCCGCAACAAUUGCAUCCUUUAACGGGUUCUUUUAUGCAAUCACAAAACUUGACCUCUCUUCCAAGUAAUGCGAGUAUAUCUACAAGUGGAAAUAUGCCAAUGAACGAUCCCGUAUCGCCAUCUUAUAAUGAACUUUAUAAUAUAAUUACAAAUCCACGAAACGUUUUCAUGUCGUUACAACAGCCACUUGAUCCGAUCAUGUUAGAAAUAGGUCAGAAUGUUUUAUUAUCCAAAAAGGAAUAUAUAAAUUUUAUUCAUGAAAUUUUUCGUCAGAGUUAUUUGAUGUCGGGCGAAAAUGGCUUAGCGGCCUCUUAUAUACUACGUUCUGUAAAUAACUGGAUUAAAGAUAAACAAUCUUGUCCUAUAUUUAUGCUUGAACCUGACGAUCAUAAUAGACGUCUAUCAGCAUCAUCCACAACAAUAACGACAAAUAACGAUAAUAUCAUAAAUAAUAAUUUACGUUUGGGUCUAAAUCGUUGGUUACAAAUAUUUAUGACACAAUCUUUUUAUAUGUUUCUUGUGCGUCCUGGUACAAUCGACGAUCAACAAAUGACAACAGGUUAUCAACAAGAACAAUUACAGCGCGAUCGAUCACUAGCUGGACUUGUGACAUUUUAUAGAAAAUUACCAUCUAGACACAUGCUAGAUCGAACAACAUGGGAUUUGAUGUUACAAGUUAUGCUCAGAAUAGUUCGAGUAUCAUUACAAGAUAAACCGCCGCCUACUUAUAAUCAUUCCCAUGUGGAAAAUACAAUUAAAACGUUGCUUUAUUUAUUUCAUUCGGUUUCACUCGAUGUUAGUGUUGAACUAUGGAAUAAUUUAAGUGAUACGUUAUCAUCAAAAGCGGCAUGGCCAGAAGUGAUUGAACAGUGGGAUUUAACUAUGAGAAGUUUAACAAAAGAUCUCGGAAAACUUGUUUAUAAUGUCGAAACUGAAGUACCAACAACAAACACAAUGACAACAAUUCGGAAAGGAAUAAAAAAAUUUACGCAAACCGGUGCUCAAGAACAUGGCCAGCGAGAAACAUCUUCUAUUGAAAGUCGAAACAGACGUGCAAGAACAUUGAGUUUAGAUGAUGAUUCAGAUUUUGGCGAACCAAGAACAGUGCGAACAACAAUAACAAAUACACGAAUACGAACAAAUAGCGACGAUAGUUUAUCACAUCCGUUUCAACCAAAUCGACCAAUAUUGUCGACAAUCGUUAGUAAUCAUGUUGAAGAAAACUUAGAACAACCGAUUCAUUUUAGUCCAGACGAAAAUUUUAAUCCAAUAUCUGAUUUAUCACAACAGUUUAAUGAUAAAAGAUCAAAUUUAUCCAUACAAAUAGCAAAAGACUCACCAAGUUCAACAAACGAUAUUCAUGCCCUUGAUUCGCCAAUGAGUGAAGGUUUAAGCGAUGAUUUUGGAGUAAAUAACACUAUUAGUGUUGGUGAAACGAAUAGUAUAGGAAGUUUACAAGGAGCCGCUGAUAAUUCAAUAUCAAGUGGAUUAGCUGAUGGCUCUAGUCUUAGUACAAAAAGUCGUACACUACAUAUAGAUUCAAGGUCUCAUUCAAAUACACUAUCAGAAACAAAUUUAUUAGAUCAACAUAUGUUACCACUGACGAAACAGCAUCCAGUUAGUCAUUCAACAGUGGACAGUCUUCAAUCUUUUCCACAAGAUGCAACGACAAUAGGCAGUACAAAUACAGCUGUGAAUGUAAACAAUAUUCUACAAAUUCGAUUAGAACCAAAAACAGCGUAUACCUCUUGGUUUCGCAUGCUAGGAUCAUUAGGCAAUAUAAAUCACAUACAAUCUUCGGAACAACACAAUCGUAUCAUAAAAACGUUAAAUGAAAUAUGGAAAAUGCUUUGUAGAAUACAUGAAGGAUCGAAAGAAGUUGAGCAAGGUGAUAUUUAUUUUGAUGGACCACCAUUAUUGAUAUUUGCUCCAUGGCUCUAUGAGGCCAUUCAAACAUUACCCAUAAGUCAUCGUGAAGGAAAGUUAUCUGCUUAUAAACUUUUAUGUUCAAUAGGCGUUUAUAAUCAUGAUGAACCACCAUCUGCAGAAUUUCUUGACAUGUUUUUAUUGACAUUAUAUCAAGGAUUAAAUUCUGGUGAUCAGGAUAUUAUCAAUGCAAUAAUUAGUUCAUGUAAAGCGGAUUUAUUUCAUCGUUGCUGGCCAUCUUCGACAUUACUAUUACCAUUGUUUACAGAUGCUUGCUGUCAAAUUGGUCAGCAAGCAUCAAUUGUCGAUGGAAAAACGAAUCCAAAGAUAGAAGCUCUUACAAUAUUGAGCAGUUUAGUAUGUUUUCCAAAUCAUUUUGAACAACUUGAUGUUUUUGAUCCAAAAGAAAAAAAUUAUUCUGUUGUAACAAUGGAUCGUACCUAUUUAAAACGUAUGAUAAUGAGAGAUUUAAUUAAAGCCUCAGAAAAAGAUACAAUGUUAGAAUCAAGAGAAAUCGCUCUAUGUGGUUUGGCUAUUUUUAUUUGUGAAGAACUAAAACAUAAUCGAUUAGAAUCACCGAUUAAACCGUUCAUGUUAUUUAUUGUGGAUUGUCUACAGGGUCAAAGUAAACGGUCAAUAUCGUCAGAUAAACAUAAUCACAGUGCUGAUUCAACAAUGUUUGCAGCCGAUAUGUUACGUUUUUUAUCAUCAUAUGCCUCAUUACUAUCGAAUCAUCGCGACAAUGUUUCUGGUAAUUUAUACAUGUUAAUUAUUGAUGGUCUAAUAAACACAUUAAAGUUUAAUAUACCAUCGGAUGUUGGCUCUUUAUUGCGCAAUAAUGUUCGCAUAAUAAAAUCAUUAAUAUUUGCCUUACUCGAUUGGAUUUUACACAUACCCCAUCGUUAUCUUGUUAAUAUUAAUUUAAAUGAUAAUACAACAACUAAAAAUAUUCAACAUCAUCAACAAUCAAUAAUACAGCGAACAUUUUCAAUUUUAAUUGACCUUUAUCGUGCUAGUGACAGAUUACAAAGAGAACAACAAGAAACAACGACAAGGGAAGAAAUACCAUUGAGUCAAUCAAUUAAAUUAUGUUCAAAAUUUGCUAUUAUUUGUCUAUUAAGUGAACAUUCACAUUUUCCAAUAUCGGAUGAUGAUGCGUCACUCGUAACGAGUUCUGUUAAUGAAGGACAUGAUUGGUCAAAUAAAAAUAUUCAACAAAAACAAUUACAAACUCAAACAGAUUCGAUAGCACCAGAGAAUAGUUCAACAGGAGAUGAAAUAGUUAUUCAAUCAUCCAAUAUUCAAUUAUUUGUCAUACAUGAUGAUUUUCUCAUAUCGUUUGUUGAAAUACCAGCUGAUAACACAAUUAUCACAGAUAAUGAAACACCAAAUGGAAAUGAAGAAAAUCAUCAAACAAUAAGUCCACUAACAUCAACAUCGACAAUAUGUCGAACAAUUGUAAGAGAUUUGUGUGGAAAAUAUUGUUGGGAUAGUUAUGCAUGGGAUAUUAGUCAUGAGUCAAAAGCAAUGACAUCAUCAUCUCUUAACAAAACGAUGGGUAAAAUUAAAAAAUUACUUUUAAUCUUCUUGUCAUUUUUAAUUUAUAUAGUUAUCUUUUUCUUAGAUUUAAUAUUACCAUCUAUGUCAACUUACGAACCAACAGCUACUACUCGUGGUAUUACUGUUCCUAUUGAUGAGUCACAUGAUCUACCAACAUAUAAAAAUCAACCACCAGAUGCAGAUAUUUUAGAUAAAUUAUUACAAUAUAUUUAUAAUCAAAGUCCAGAAUUAGCAUUUUACUCAGAUAGAACGUUAACAGACGUAUUUCCAACUUCGGCACUUAUAAGUAGAAAUGAAGAAACAGCAAUAAUACGAAUGACCAAUGAACAGGAAACAUCUGAAAUAGAUUAUUAUCAAAAUGUACAGGAGAAACAUCAACAAAAAAUCUCACAAAAAAUGACGGAUAAUCAAGAUAUUGAUCAACAUUCAACUCGUACACAAUCGAAUGUUUCAAGUGUAUCAACAGCUACAGCAACAAAUGAACAACGAAAUGAUCGAUUCGCAUUGUGUCGUUCUCAUAUUAACCAACUUGGUUUAAUGUUGUUUGAAAAUCGGAAUAAUAUUGAAUUAUUAAAUACAUCAAAAACAAACUCUAUUCAGUUAUUACGUGAAAUGAAAUAUUUGGACACAUUACGUUCUCGUGAAACACAUAAAAUCGCCGUUAUAUACAUUGGAUAUGGUCAAGAAGAUAAAACAGCUAUAUUUAAUAAUGUAAGUGGUAGUCCAAAUUAUGAAGAAUUUUUGUCAAAUCUUGGAUGGGAAGUUGAAUUAUCGAAACAUACGGGAUUUAAUGGUGGUUUACAUCCAUUAAAAAAUACCUAUUCUGUUUAUUAUGCUGAUACAUUAGUUGAAAUUAUGUUUCAUGUUGCAACAAAAAUGCGCUCAAUUCAUAAUACAAACGAUGAACAUCAUCGAAAAACACGUCAUAUUGGAAAUGAUGAAGUACAAAUAAUAUGGACAGAACAUUAUCAUGAAUACGAUCGAUCAAUAAUAGCCAGUCAAUUUGGAGAUGUAUUGAUUGUUAUACAUCCGUUACCCAAUUCAUUGUAUAGAAUUAGAAUUGAUAAAACUACUGAAGAAAUACAAAAGCCGUCGACGUCUUCUGAGCGUGGGGAAAAUGUACGCAUGGGUAUGACAAUAUCAGCUAAAACUCGUUCAUCUGGUCGAUCAAAUUUUCCAUUCUUAUCAUCAACAAAUACAAUUGAUACUUAUAUAAAGAAUCUUCUUAUUAUUUCACAAAUGUCAGAAGUCGAUAACAGUAAUUCUAAUUGUACUAUGAAUAACGGAGAAAAUCAAAUGUCUGCACCUUCAAUUGCUCUGGAAGCAGCAUUAAAACCAAGUAAUCCAAUAGAUUUGAUGUGUCCUAGUAAUAUUGUUUGUGGUUAUGAUUUUAAUAAUGGUUUGGAUUAUCAUAAACUAUUAAAAUCAUUCAAAACAACUGGAUUUCAAGCAACAAAUAUUGGAUUGGCUAUUGAACAAAUAAAUGAAAUGAUAUUGAAACGUACAACAGAUCAAUUUUCCCUAUUUUUGGGUUACACAAGUAAUAUGAUUAGUUGUGGAUGUCGUGAAACAAUACGUUAUUUAGUUGAACAUAAAUUAGUAGAUUGUAUUGUAACAACAGCUGGAGGAAUAGAAGAAGAUUUUAUUAAGUGUUUAGCAGCAACAUAUGUUGGAGAUUUUCAUUUGAAUGGAAAAGAAUUAAGAAAAAAUGGAAUUAAUCGAUUAGGUAAUUUAUUAGUACCAAAUACUAAUUAUUGUUUAUUCGAAGAUUGGCUAAUGCCCAUAUUAGAUCAAUUGGUUGAUGAACAACUAAAUUUAAAUAUUAAUUGGACACCAUCAAAAUUAAUUGAACGUCUUGGUCGAGAAGUAAAUAAUACAAAUUCUGUUUAUUAUUGGGCAUCAAAAAAUCAGAUACCUGUUUUUUGUCCGGCUAUAACUGAUGGUUCAUUAGGUGAUAUGCUCUAUUUUCAUUCAUAUCGUAAACAUGGUUUAAAAAUUGAUAUAUUAGAAGAUUUAAAAACUAUCAAUAAUUUAGCUGUACACGCAAAAUAUACGGGCAUGAUUAUUUUGGGUGGUGGUGUAGUGAAACAUCAUAUUUGUAAUGCAAAUUUAAUGAGAAAUGGUGCAGAUUAUUCUGUUUAUAUUAAUACAGGAAUGGAAUAUGAUGGAUCAGAUUCAGGUGCCGCACCAGACGAAGCAGUAUCUUGGGGAAAAAUACGUACAACAGCAGAACCAGUGAAAGUGUUUGGUGAUGCUAGUUUCAUAUUUCCUUUAGUUGUAGCUGAAACAUUCGUGAAACAUAUUGAAAAUAAUAAAUCUGUUAAAAAUGAAAAGUGA
Molecule: messenger RNA, 6462 nt
Organism: Didymodactylos carnosus
Lineage: Eukaryota; Metazoa; Rotifera; Eurotatoria; Philodinida; Philodinidae
Source: the annotation of a GenBank genome assembly